AACAGGUAAAAUGACCACAUGGAACCUUGGUUUUAUUCUGUUGCUAACAUAAUGUAUGUUUUCCAGGCUUCUAUAAUUGUAGACAAGCUGUCCUCAAGUGGUGAACUGAAUCCAGCCCAGCUGCAGCAGCUCGGCUCCCUCAUUGUGGGGGUAAAGACGGAGGAUUUGCUGAGCCUCACGUCUGACAGGCUGCUGUCGUCCCUGCAUGCUGUUGCCCACCACAUACCAGCCCUCUGCCCACCACACAAACAAGGCCUCCGCCCGGCACAAGCCAACGCUAUCGCCACCAAACUGUGGGGCUUUCCAGAGGUGGUUAACUGGAACGACGUGGAGCCUUUGCUUGAUUGCACACCACUGCUCAGUGUAAUGCCCAGGAUUCGCGUGCUUGUCAACAAUGUAAAACUCUCCAGUACAUCCACAACAUCCUGGAACACGCAGCAGGCUAAAGCAAUUUUCAAAGAGGUGCUUGACAGGAACCCAAAUUUGAGCAAACGGGAUUUCCUGAGACUGGGAACACUGGGUCAGGGUGUGAGCUGCAAGUUCUUACAGAAACAGUUUAAGGAUGAUCCGUCGCCUUCCUCAGUGAGAGACUUCCUGGCCUUCCUCAGACAGCAGCCUGGUCUUCUUCACACCUCACUGAAAAACUGUGUCAUCAAGGAGCUGAAAGAGUUUGCGUUCUUCUCUGAACUGCUUGAAGAUUUUGGAGCUGAGCUUGCUCUUUCCAUGCCGGUGAGCACCAUUAAGAAGUUUUCUACUAAAAUGAUGGACACUCUGAGGAAGAUGAUUAUCGAGGACUCUCGUCACUUUCUCUUGCUGUCUCGAGCAAAGCAGCAGCUGUUGGUGGACAAAAUAGCGCAAAGAAUGGACAUGUACACAGGGGUGUUCACUGAGGAGGAGUUCCGUUCACUCGGCAUUAUGGCACCGUUUGUGAAGGAUGAGGUUUUCAUUCGGGUGGACCGCAACUUCUUCAUUGAAAAUCUGGAUUUCCUCAAAGAGCUCUGCUACAGCAGCAGCAAGAUGGAAAUCAUGGCUCGUAUCCUGGAAGAACCUGCUGUCUUUGGCCCAGUCCAAAACUGGAAUCAGACAACACUCAGUCAGGUGGACCGGUUUCUCUUCUUUCUGCCUACAAGCAAACUGCAGGAGAUUUCUCAGGUGUUGAUGACUGUGGGCCGCAUAGAGAAGGUGUUCAUGAGCCAUCGUCAGUGGGAAAGUGGGGAUGUGGGGAUCCACUGUUUGAAGGAGAACGAGAAGGAGAAAAUCUUUGAUCAGCAGGAGUUUGUUCUGCAGUUCUUCCUGGGCUUCCUCAGAAUGCGUCCCAAUUCACCGGCUCCUAUGGUUCCUACCUGUGAGAUCCUGCACACAACAGCUCCCUCUGUCUGGACCCCCAACAGCCUGAUGAACAUGCCGUCAUCGGCCUUCUCCACCUGUCUGGAGCUGAUAGGUCAGGACCCGUUCCUCACAUCCUACCAACGCGAGGAGGUGCUGAAGAGGGUCAAAGAGAUGUACGGUCCCGUCUCCUCCUUCUCCCAGUCUCUGAUCUUUCAGCUAGGUGUAAUAGUGACGAAAAUGUCCUUAGAGGAGCUGGGUGCCCUCCGACUGACUGAGAGAAGGAGCAUUGCUACUAUGGGUGCUGUCAGUAGCUGGAACGAGAGACAGCUGGCUUUAUUAUUUUCGAACGUGUUGAACUCCAGCAGGAAGAGUCCAAGCCAGCUUGACUCCAGCACACUAGUGGCGAUGGGAUACAUUGUGUGUGGUGCUACAACAGCAGAGAUAAAGUCUUUCAAUAAUGUAGAGUUCAGUAAGGCGGUGCUCUGGCUGGGUCGGCUCAGGCUGUCCUGUUUAGAGGAGCAGCUGCUGGCUCUUGUUCAACUGCUGAUCCACCCUCUUGCUUUCGGAGACAUGAGUUCAUGGGGGACUGAUGUGUUCAUUGAGAUCGGAGUCCUGGCAGCUGCUCUUCCAGACAUAGCCAUGUCAGCUUUGGUGAAAGAGCAAGUUGAAGGAAUCUCACCUUUGGCUAUCUCAAUGAUAUCACCUCAAAAGUUUAAUGUGACAUUUGACUCUAAAAAGAUCGCCAUGUUGUCCUACAAUCAGGCCAUUGCAGUAACUAAAGACCAGCUUGAUCGUCUAUCCCAAGUUCAGAAAUCAGCUCUUGCUGUGGUAAUGAACCCCUGGGAAGAUCAGCCCGUGAACUUCAGAGGGAGGUUACUGGGGCUGGCACCGAGCCACGGUCCUGUGUGUCUCACACUGGUACUGCUGAUGCUGCUGACCGUCCUGCUCUGUCCUGACACAUGACCCCACUCACCCCAGCUGGAUCAGGAAAGCUCCUCAUCCACAUAAAUUAUCUCAUUUAUCUGUACAAUACCAACCAUUUUUGAAAUACGCAGCACUUCAGGUUUUCUGUACUGUGUAUUUAAUGCUUUCACUUUGAUAUCAACAACCAGCACUGAAGAAACCAAAUACAUAGAUUAAUUUAUAGAAUAACAAAAAGUGUAGGCUACAUUUUUAGCAGCAAAUUAUUCCAAUAGAAGCUGAAUUAUUUUCAUUGCACUUGGUGUAUUUGUUUUUUUAUAAACCUUUGUGAACCCCUAUUGUCCUGAUGUAUCCUUCUCAGGGAUGUGAAGCCAUAUCCAGAAAAACAAUCCAAAAAUAGAAAUAUUUAAAUAUAGUUCAUAUACAGUUAUUAUUGCAAACCCACAAACCUGUUGACUUCUGUGAAAUAUAUUUGUCCAAGUAACAACUUCAAUAUUUGCUAUAUUUAUAAAUGCAUUGUAAGCUAUCUUGAUUACAAAACAUGGACAUAAAGCGCAGACAGACCUGGUUGUUUUAGUAUUGAUCAACUUCAGUGUUUUGUUGCUGUGAGUUUUGUAUUGUUGUGCGCACUUUCCAGUGUGAUUAAUAUGGAUCCAAAUUAUUAAAUUGAACAAAUCUUCCUCUGAUUGACUAUUUAUUUAUUAGUACAUUGUCAGGGCUGUACCCGUAGAAUACAGCUUUGUACAGUAUUCCACCCCUUCAUGUGUUCACUAUAUUCACUAAGACAUGUCUAUUCCUGUUCUUUACCAAUAAAUAAAUAAAUAAAUAAAUACA
Molecule: messenger RNA, 3084 nt
Organism: Acanthochromis polyacanthus (spiny chromis)
Lineage: Eukaryota; Metazoa; Chordata; Actinopteri; Pomacentridae
Product: stereocilin-like
Exons: 17
Coding region: 19-2292 (757 amino acids)
Biological process (GO): cell-matrix adhesion
Cellular component (GO): kinocilium; stereocilium tip; cell surface
Source: RefSeq, a predicted model, not a curated record